Chara braunii is the source of this 1155-nucleotide messenger RNA. Lineage: Eukaryota; Viridiplantae; Streptophyta; Charophyceae; Charales; Characeae. The record is from the annotation of a GenBank genome assembly.
CCGUGUGAUUGCAUCCAGUGUGCGUCGCAGCGUGAUCCUUACACGGUGGAGGGGAAGAGGAGGAGGAGGUUAUCAGGGUGACGGAGAGAGUAGGAGGUGAGAGAUCAGCCAUGGCGGAUUUAGACUCGUGGGAGGACAUGGACGAGGGAUCGAUGCCACCUCCGGGCGGAUAUGGAGCGGGCGCUUCGUCAAAGCCGGCUAUGCCCCGGAUGAAUCCUAACGCAUCCUCUUUCUCGUUCAAUCCCGGCGCGUCGUCCUUCACGCCGCCAUCGUAUGGGCCUGGUCCGCAGCAAGUUUACGGCGGGCAAGGACUGUAUGGGCCAGGACCACAGGGGGGGAUGAGAGGGGUGCCAGACUACAUGGGGGGUGGGGGUGGAGCCGCCGGGGGGGUUUAUUAUCAUCAUCGCCCGCAGCAGUACGGCAGCAGCGGCGGCGGAAUGAUGACUCCGCCUCCAAUGCAGUAUGGUGGCGGCGCACACGGUGGAGGACAUGCGCAUGGUGGAUAUGGCGGAUAUGGUGGGCAUGCGCAUGGGGAUUACCGGCAAUCAUCACAUCGAGGGCAGCAGCAGCAGCAGCAAAUGUAUGUUCCUGCGGCCAAUCGACAUCAGGGGGGAGGGUCUCUUCCCGCGCAUCAAGGUGGCGGAGGGCGAGGAAGAGGACUUAUGGGCUCAGCCCCGCCGCAGAGGUCAGCUGCGGCGAUGGCGCCAGCGCCGCCAACAGUGCUUGCGCCGUCGGCAAUUGCUCCCAGGCAGCCGGCAGAGGGAGCUCGUAGGGAACAAGAUAUCUACGGCGCUACACCCCCUGCUGCUAGGCAGGUUGAGGUUUCUUCCACGCUGCCCGAAGCAGUCGUGGCCGAUGAUGAGAAAGACGCGCCCGGCUCCACGAUGAGGGUGACCUCGCCACCCCCAAUGGGGGCAGCAAGGCUGCCGUCGCCGCCCCAAUCGCUGCCCGCCCCUGCCGCAGCAGCUGCGAUUGAGCCGGCUAUGGAGGCGCAAACAGAAGCAGCGGCUGUGGCCGCCAUGGAUGCGAAAGCUUCCGACCGGACGUCGUUGGCGGAAACAGGCGAGUAGCAUCACAACCGUUGAUUAGCAAUCGUGUGAUUAAUCUCUAGUCUAAUGUGUGAUUAAUUUGUCCUGUGCAAUGUAAUCGAGUCUC